Molecule: messenger RNA, 591 nt
Organism: Aphis gossypii (cotton aphid)
Lineage: Eukaryota; Metazoa; Arthropoda; Insecta; Hemiptera; Aphididae
Exons: 1
Coding region: 1-591 (196 amino acids)
Source: RefSeq, a predicted model, not a curated record
AUGUGUGAAGCAGAUCCAUUCGCAGCGACGCUGAUGUACGUUGAAAUGCCCAAGUAUUACACUUGGAAUCAAUCAACAAAGAAAUUCCAACGUCGCAAACAAGGAACCCCAGUUCCAGACUGGCCACAGGUGUUUUCAACUGAUGCACUAGGUCGUAUGUACACUGUUCAUCCUAGAAACGAUGAAUGUUUUUAUUUGCGACUGCUGUUAGUAAAUGUACGUGGACCGAAAUCAUUUGCGCAUUUGAAAACUGUGAAUGGCCACCAAUGCCAAACAUAUCGAGAAGCAUGUCAACUAUUGGGUUUGCUGGAGAACGAUUCUCAUUGGGAUUUAACACUUGCAGAUUCAGUUGUUUCAUCAAAUGCGUACCAAAUACGAACGCUGUUCGCAAUUAUCAUCACCACAUGUUUUCCUUCACAACCAAUUCAGUUAUGGAACAAAUACAAAGACGCCAUAUGUGAAGAUAUCUUGCAUCGCUUGCGUAUUCAAACGAAUAAUCCUGACAUCCAAAUAACCGAUGAAAUCUACAAUGAAGGAUUGAUUCUGAUUGAGGAUCAAUGCUUGACUAUUGCAAACAAGCUACUGAUUUAG